UUCUUUUGCACGUGGGGAAUGUUACGUGCGAACUCCUUUCUCGUCCACCGUGCUUGAAUGCUCUCUUCCGGUCGACAAAGCCAGAGUUUGCGAAUGAUAGUUUGCCGGUCUCUUUUCAGAGUCGACCGCUUCUUGAAAUAUACAACUCCGUAUGUCCUACACCAGACGGGACUUUAUGCUUAUAAUGGUUGGAGAUUGAAUGCAAAUAUGACUGGUAAAACGGAAUUUAAGAGUGCCGCUGACCAGAAGAAAAAGCGCAAAACAAUCAGCCAAGCAUGGAGACCAGUGUGUACCCACGCUUGUUCUUCUGAGGAUUUGUCGGUUAAGGAUGAUAGAGUUGAGUCAGAGGAUGGAAGUCAAGUUCAAGAAAUGGACUGCAGAAUGCAUUCCAGUACAGCUAGUGCUCAACCAGUAGAAGUAGUUGAAGAAAUUAAUGUCGUGACUGAGCUAAGUGUAAAUGUUGGUGGAGACACGAACUUGGAGGGUCAAUCUGUGCCUUCUGGUGAGAAGUUUUCAGUGAAACUGAAUGUAGGGAGCUCUCUAAUUCGAUUUGUCAGAGGGAAAGGUGGAUCUACACAGGAAAGGAUUGAAGAAGAGAUGGGAGUCAAGAUAAUGAUUCCAUCAUCUAAGAGGGAAGAAUUCGUUGUUAUUGAAGGUAACUCGGUUGACAGUGUAACCAAAGCUUCAGAAAAAAUACAAUCAAUAAUUGACGAGGCAACUAAAAGCCCGAGUCUUGAUUACUCACAUUUUGUGUCCCUUCCUCUGGCUAUACACCCUGAAUUAGUCGAGAAGCUUAUUAAUUUCCAGAACUCCAUAUUACGAAGUUCUGAGUCUUGCUUGGAUGAGACCGAGGAUAGCGAUACAAAUGAAGAUAAUACAGACAAUGAAGUUGAGGUUCAACAUACUGUUAAUGCACCAGAUGUUGCAGUUGAACUUCAGGUGGAUGAUAAACGUGAGCAAAUCAAAGCGAACAUAAAUAUACCUGUCGUCAGCUAUCUUCCUAAAACUUCAAAGGUUUCUACGCCAUCUGAUUUGGGCAUUGACAAGUCAAUAUUUAUAAAACCUAAAACAUUUCACCUAACGGUACUUAUGUUGAAGUUGUGGAACAAGGAGCGAGUUGAUGCUGCUUCUGAAGUCUUGAGGGGUAUCUCCUCUAAAAUAAUGGAUGCUUUGGAUAAUAGGCCAGUACUAAUUAGGCUCAAGGGGUUGGAUUGUAUGAGAGGUUCUUUGGCCAAAGCCCGUGUUCUCUAUGCUCCUGUGGAAGAGAUCGGCGACGAAGGAAGACUGUUACGUGCCUGUCAAGUCGUUAUUGAUGCAUUUACCGAAGCUGGACUUGUUCUGGAGAAAGAUGCAAAACAUAAAUUAAAGUUGCACGCUACUGUUAUGAAUGCAAGACAUAGGAAAAGUAAGAAGAAAAAGAAGUUCGAUUCAUUUGAUGCUCGUGAGAUUUUCAAGCAAUAUGGUUCGGAGGAGUGGGGUGAGUAUCAUAUCCGUGAAGCUCAUCUCUCACAAAGAUUUGUGUUUGAUGAAAAUGGAUACUACCAUUGCUGUGCUUCCAUACCUUUCCCUCAUGAACAACAACAUAUGCAAGUUGAUUGAUCAUUUACCUAAACUCCAAUCACAAUCCUUUCAAGUUAUAAUUACAAUUUCUUUCUGUUUGUAGAAUUUGGCUAUGUGCAUUUAUUUCAACUUAGUUCUUAAAUGCUUCUUUUCUUCUUAGGAACCAACUAGAAAGUUCUGAGUUGAGAAAUAAUACUUUUAAAAAUGUUCUUCUCCUCCUCCCUUUUUUGGGUGACAGUUUCAAGAAUUUCAUCUCUAGAAUUCCCUUUUAUUUAAUGAAUCAAUUAUACUUAUUGUUUUUUUAA
Messenger RNA from Cucumis melo (muskmelon), 1865 nucleotides. RefSeq lists its product as uncharacterized. The coding region runs from base 58 to 1599 and encodes 513 amino acids. Gene Ontology annotation, cellular component: nucleus. NCBI's taxonomy places the organism in Eukaryota, Viridiplantae, Streptophyta, Magnoliopsida, Cucurbitales, Cucurbitaceae. Gene Ontology annotation, biological process: regulation of DNA-templated transcription; DNA alkylation repair. Gene Ontology annotation, molecular function: RNA binding. The transcript has 14 exons. The record is from RefSeq and is a predicted model, not a curated record.